CAGCCCUGACAGGAUUCUUGGCGUGACACGAUUGGAUAGCUGGGGAGCUUGAGUUGUUUACUUUUUUUGCUAGUCAUUUUCUAACUGUAUACCGUUACAGUAGGCUUUCGUUAUUUGUGAAACGGACACACUUUAAAACGGAAUGAGUACUACUAUUAGCACCCAACGAGGACAGUCCAAGGAUGUCCGAUGCCCAUGAAACACCCUCAGGACUUUCCCAACAUUUCUUAGCAAUACAACGUCACAUCGAUCUUACUCUGGUAUACAUUGGGGAGUUGCCCCAAGACUUCCUGCGUAUUACUCCCACUCAGCAGCAGCAACAAGUUCAGUUGGAUGCCCAAGCAGCGCAGCAGUUGCAGUAUGGGGGAUCCCUGGGCACUGUAGGACGGCUUAGCAUCACUGUAGUGCAGGCCAAGCUUGCUAAAAACUAUGGUAUGACACGCAUGGACCCUUACUGCAGGGUCCGACUAGGGUAUGCUGUUUAUGAAACACCCACAGCCCAUAAUGGUGCCAAGAAUCCACGAUGGAACAAAGUUAUCCAGUGCACUGUCCCACCUGGAGUAGACUCCUUCUACCUGGAGAUCUUUGAUGAGAGGGCAUUCUCGAUGGAUGACAGAAUUGCAUGGACACACGUCACCAUCCCGGAAGGCCUGAGAGAGGGCAGUGUGGUUGAUGAGUGGUACAGCCUCAGUGGCAGACAAGGCGACGACAAAGAGGGCAUGAUCAACCUGGUCAUGUCUUACGCUAACAUGCCAGCAGGUAUGCACAUGUCUCCACCCGUUGUCCUCAUGCCCACAGUCUAUCAGCAGGGGGUAGGAUACGUACCCAUUGCAGGAGUGCCCACUGUAUACAACCAGGGAAUGGUGCCCAUGGGUAUGCCUGCAGCACCCACUGUCGCCCCACAGGAGGCUCCCUGUAGCGAGGAGGAUCUUAAGGCACUGCAGGACAUGUUCCCCAAUCUGGACAGGGAAGUGAUCCGCACUGUAAUUGAGGCCCAGCAAGGUAACAAGGAUGCCGCAAUCAACUCUCUGCUGCAGAUGACAGAAGAGCUGUAACAGUGGAGCCACACAUAGAGCCACUGUGGCGGCCAGAACAUUGCCCAUUCACAUCAACAGCACCCUGCACAGUUUGUAAAUAUGCACUCAGGCCUGCGAGCUCUCAACUGUCACUCACACUAAAUAAAAUCCAGCAGUUUUUUUCCAACCAUAAGCAGAUGUUCAUAUCUGAGGUGUCAAACAUUUAUACAUCUGUAUACAUUACCAUCUGUAUUAUGAAACAAUGUAUAGCUUUGUUCGCAGUCCACAUCUGGGAUUGGGACAAAUUGGUUUACCUACUGAUAAGUGCUGUGAUGGCUGGUUGGCUUCUCAAUUUUACAUUCCACUUUACUCAGAAUGGGUUAUGUACAAUUGAUGUUGAUGCAGUGCUAUGUGGGGGUAAUAAAAAGUGCUAUGUGGGGGUAAUGAAAGGAAUUGAUCCUGCAGAAGCUUUAGAUCUUUGUGAAAGCAGUUGUUGUGCGACAUUGUUGAGCGCUCCCAAGCCAGUCUUCUCUGUAUAUGUGUAUUGACCAGUACUGUCUUGAGCCUAUCUGUGUUAUAUAUAUAUAUAUAUAUAUAUCUGUAUAAAUAUAGUUCUAUAUAUUCAAAAGAUUAUAAAUUAUGAAGACGAGAUUUAGGUAUGCAGUGGUUCAGAGCAGAAAGAGGACUUAUCACAAUAUAACAAACCGCGAUUACUUAGGAGAUGUGCAAAUCCCCUCAUAGCCACACAGCCAAUGCCUAACAACCUCUCAAAUGUUAAGGUUCAUUUGCCACCAUUCCACUCUACUCUGGAUAAUGCCAUGUGAUUUUGCACGUCUCCAAACAAAAAUGCCUCUCUGAAUGUUUCAAUAUCACUGGUCAGUGGCUUAGUAACUGUGGUGGAAGAAUAUAUCAUGGUAAACCAAUAUCAAAUAAUUACAUGUUAAUAUCGAAUUAUUGAAAGCAGUGAAGAAAUAAACAUAUGACUGAUAUCAUCCUUUCCCUUAACCCAUUCUGAAUUCACAGGCUUUAUUGCGAACCGUUAUAGGCUGUGAAAAUCCCUGCUGGAUUAAUAAACAAAAUUGUGUGCACGACCAAAUUAUAUUCAGAAAAUGUGUAAAUGUUGGUAUGAUUAUCAUACAAAUAAAAUGUAAUGUCCUACCACUACCAUAUAUAUUUAUAUAUACACACACACACACAUUUAGAGGAGACUUGUAAAGAUCCAUUGACAUGAGGCAUUGAAUGUUGCCGUCCCCCCAAAGGUCUAAUUUUAACAUGGGGUUUUCAUUUGAUAUUUGUAUUUGCUUAAUCUUCAAAGAUGUGCAUAUAUUUUUCCAAGGAAAGAUCCUCUGUUGUGGUUUGAUUCACAAAAACAAUUGUUAUUUCAUUUAUGCUUAGGCCAUACUCCAUGAGUGUCAUAUGUAAAAUACUUAUUGUUUUAAUUUAAUAGACUUCAUUGAUUUUCAGUGAUCCCAAUUCUGGGCACUUAUGUUUGAUUGAUUGCUCUAUCCCCUCUUGAUUUAAUAAAUUCCUGUCUACCUAGCACUUUCAUUUUAUAUGUUAGGUUUUCUUCUCUGUUUUCCCCCAUACUUGUCCCAUUCGCAUAGACAUAUUUUGAACAUGAUUGUGUCAUGUUUAGCCAGACGUCUGUAUAACUCCUAACACUUCCAACGUUUAGCCAUUCUACUUAUUUGUUAGUUCAUAAGUAAAUGUACCUUCCUAAGCUAAAGAGAGCAUAACAUUUAUUUCACUUUUACAGUCCUUUGAGAUCAAUGUGCACAAGGAUGUUCGAAGGCGCUCUAGCGAAGUUAGGAAGGUUGUUCUGAUUCUGUUGCAAUGGAAUGGCAAGGCUAUGUGCUAAAGCAGUUUAAUGGGUUAUCUGGUUUGAAUGUACAAAACUUUUUUGGCAUCAAAUUAUGUUUGCAAUUUGACAUUUGCUCUUGUUUCCUUUACUCAUUAAUUAUUACAUUAUGGAAAUAAAGGUUUAGUCUACA
Coregonus clupeaformis (lake whitefish) is the source of this 3007-nucleotide messenger RNA. Its product is annotated as toll-interacting protein. NCBI's taxonomy places the organism in Eukaryota, Metazoa, Chordata, Actinopteri, Salmoniformes, Salmonidae. Gene Ontology annotation, biological process: ubiquitin-dependent protein catabolic process. Gene Ontology annotation, cellular component: cytoplasm. The transcript is spliced from 7 exons. The record is from RefSeq and is a predicted model, not a curated record. Gene Ontology annotation, molecular function: ubiquitin binding; ubiquitin conjugating enzyme binding. The coding region runs from base 183 to 1055 and encodes 290 amino acids.